UUCACAGGAAAAUAAUAAAUCUUUGAGCAGAGGACCCAGUUGAAGGAUGUGAUCAUAAAAAUGGGAUAAAUUUACAGAAAACUAACAAAAGUGUCUUUACACAGAGAUUAAUUUAAUCUGGAAGCGAUUAUUUGUCUUUAAUUGGAUCCAUAAAUAUUUAGUUAUAGUCAGGUGAAUCCUCCCUACGUAGUUGAAUUACGUAAACCGUAGCUCCACCCCUUUACGCCCAUGACGUCAGCCACAGUUUAAAACCCACAGUUGGUUCCUUCUCCGUUCAGGGAAUCCUCGGUACCGUAGCGGCGGUGACAACAGUUCUGUUGUAAUGUCAGCAGCUGGUCUCUGUCAGUUUUUCUUCAGCCGUUCAGGAUUUUGGACUUUUAUCUUCGUCGUGGUUUUAGUCUGGACGCCUGUUAAAGGUGGCCUCCAUCUGAUUGGUUCGUCUCAGCCAAUCGUAGCUGCUCCUGGAGAUGACGUCGUCCUCCCGUGUCGGGUGGAUCCUGAGUGGGACGCCGUGGGGAAGACGGUGGAGUGGUCCCGACCGGACCUGAGGCCGUCCGGCCCUCAGAAGCGUGUGGAGUACGUGUUCGUGUACCGCUUCAGGAAGACGGACCGAGACAUGAUGAUGGACACGUACAUCCAGAGGACGUCUCUGUCCCAGGACGGCCUGAGGCGAGGAGACGUGUCUCUGACCAUCAGGAACGUCAGCCUGCAGGACCACGGCAGGUUCCGAUGUUUCAUCCCACGCCUCAGGGUAGAAGCACAACUUCUGCUUGUUGUUGGUGAGAAACGGGUCCAAACUGCAGGUUCUGAUCUGGUUCUGUUGGGGUUUUUUCUAAUCAGUCCUGUUAUUGUUGCUGUUUCAGAUCCAAACUUUGUUUCAACAACGACAACAGAGUCGGUUCAUCCCAGAAACCUCAUCAGUCCGACGCCACAGGAGGAAACCGUGACGAACGGUCGUCGGUCCAGGAUGUUUCUUGUUUUGCCCAUUAUUCUCUUCAUCAUUUCUCUGAGUUUACUUUUCAUCUUCAGCUUGAAAAAAUUGCUCCAAAACCACAAAAUUUCAACAGAACCCCCUGAGAGCCUCUGCCUUGCAGUUUUGUUGCCUUGCUCAAGAGCAGACCUGUGUUGAUGUGGAGAAGAACUCCAUCCAGUCUCUCAUUGUGACUCCUGAUCAACUGCGGCGUCAUGGAAACUGUGGAGGUUGAGUCGAUCAGUCUGAGGCGUAUCGAUGAAACCAGGUUCUCCAUAAAGCAGCUCUCAGAUUCUGCAGGAAUCCUACAAACUUUCAGAUAAGCAUGAGAAAAUGUUCUGGAUUGAUCCAACAAGGAGAAGCUCGUCUGUUAGCUGAACUGUGUCUGUGCAGAGCAGCUCUGGGAUUCUGCAGAACCUCUUCAACCAUAUCCUGAGCCAAGAAAAGGCUCCACUGUUCUGGAAGACAUCCUGUCUGGUUCCAGUUCCAAAGAAAACUCACCCAUCAGUCAUCAACCACCACAGACCUGCUGCCCUGACAUCCCACAGCAUGGAGGUUCUGGAGAGACUCCUGUUGGCCCACCUGAGUAAGCAGACAAGCUCAUAUCAAGACCCUCUGCAGUUUGCUUAUCGCCAUGGAGAUGGAGGUUGCCAUCAUACACCUGCUUCAACAAACUUUGUGUCAUCCGGACAAAGUGAGGAUCAUGUUCUCUGAUUUCUCCAGUCCAUUUAACACGAUUCAGUCUGAGCUGCUCUGUGAGAAACUUCAGAAGACACAAGUGGAUCACCUGGAUCUACCUGACAGACAGACAGACCACCGUUUGUGAGACUAAAGGACUCUGUGUCUAACCAGGUGGUCAGCAACAUAUUAGCACCACAGGGCUCUGUGCUCUCACCAUUCCUUUUCACUCUGUACACUUCAGACUUCCAGCACAAGUCCAACAUCUACAGAAAUACUCAGGUGACUGCAGUUGUUGGGUGAAUCAGAGAUGAUCAUGCAAAGAAAAAUUCUUGAUAAAAUCAAUAAAAUUAUGGACAAUCCUGACCAUCCUCUUCAUGAAACUGUCUUGGGAAGGUAGAGUAUCUUCAGUCAGAGGCUUCUUCAGAUUCAGUGCAGUACAGACUGCUACAGAAGAUCUUUCCUGCCUUCACCAUCUACAAUAACUGAAGAAUUAAUGAGCUACAACAUUUAACUUUCCUUUGGGAUUGAUAAAGUAUUUUUGAAUCUGAAUUUUCUAGAAUUGUUUUAACUUAUUGUACUUCUGUUUAACAUCACCAUGUAUGAUCUGGUAUCAUCUUUCAGUUUGUUUUUCAUUUAUUUUGGACUCUGCAGUCUAAACACAUGUUGCAUCUUUUAAACAUGAAGCUCAAACAUUUGUUAAAGAUCUGUAGACCAGAUCAAGCUGUGAAACGUUAGGAAAUAUUUUAAAUGUAUUUGUGGAAAAACAAAAUGUGAUAUAGAACUAUUUCAUUAAUGCAGUAACACUGUAUUUGCACUUAUUUUGUAAUCUGUUUCUUAAUGUUACACUAAACAGUAAAUCAAAUCCUCAAUGUGAAAAGAUAAAAGUCUGAGUUGUUUUCCUUGUAGUUGGCCUGCUGUGGUUACAUGAUGGACUGACAUUUAUUUUCCAGUCACUUCCUGGAGGAGUUUUAGAGAAAUGCUGUUAAACUCUGGAGAUUUUAAUCCUGCUGGAUUAUAUGGAUUUUUUUUAAACUGUAAUUUAUUUUGCUACUUGGACACUUAAAGCUAAAUUGGGACUAAAUGAUUCUCAGUUUUGGCUGAUUAAAACCUUAUUAAGCUAAUAAAUUAAACAUAAAGCCGUAAAUGUUUCUGACUUGCAUAUUUAUUUUUUCUAUAUUUUGUAAUAAAGUGAACUCUGAAGU
Xiphophorus couchianus (Monterrey platyfish) is the source of this 2853-nucleotide messenger RNA. RefSeq names its product myelin-oligodendrocyte glycoprotein-like. The record is from RefSeq and is a predicted model, not a curated record. NCBI's taxonomy places the organism in Eukaryota, Metazoa, Chordata, Actinopteri, Cyprinodontiformes, Poeciliidae. Gene Ontology annotation, molecular function: signaling receptor binding. Gene Ontology annotation, cellular component: external side of plasma membrane. The transcript is spliced from 5 exons. Gene Ontology annotation, biological process: immune response; positive regulation of T cell proliferation; T cell costimulation. Bases 323 to 1129 code for a protein of 268 amino acids.